Molecule: messenger RNA, 1826 nt
Organism: Cyclopterus lumpus (lumpfish)
Lineage: Eukaryota; Metazoa; Chordata; Actinopteri; Perciformes; Cyclopteridae
Gene: c5h1orf50
Product: chromosome 5 C1orf50 homolog
Exons: 5
Coding region: 146-715 (189 amino acids)
Source: RefSeq, a predicted model, not a curated record
GACCCCGUGAAGCCUCCAGUGUUUCUCAUAGUAUUUUUGGUCAAAUAUUAGCCGGUUACAAAACCAGCAGUUGGACGGGGGGGGUGUUAUAUAACAAGUGUCACACGAGAGAGGAGUUCGUAGUAAAAAACUGAACGAAGACAACAUGGACAGGACGGUCAGCCUUCCCAAUCAGCCCGACAAAACCACCACGGUGACUCUGGUUGAGAGCAGCAGCGCCCCCAGCGGGGUGGAUCUGGUCAGUUCCUACCAGACCAACAGAGUGGGGGACCCCAUGGACUUAGUGGCCCUGGCAUCACAAGUACAGAGGGGAGAUGAUUUUACAAGAGCCAACGCUUGCAACAAACUGACAGUCAUUGCUGACCAGAUCAGAUACUUGCAGGAACAGGCGAGGAAGGUUUUAGAAGAUGCCAAAAGAGAUGCCGACCUCCACCAUUCUGCCUGUAACAUUGUGAAAAAAGCAGGCAACAUGUAUUACCUCUACCAGCGGCCUUCCGGACAGAAGUACUUCUCCAUCAUCUCCCCUAAGGAAUGGGGCCCAAGUUGUCCGCACACAUUCGUCGGCGCAUUCAAACUUCAACACGACAUGUCCUGGACCCCCGUGGACCAGGUGGCGAAGAGGGACGCGGAGAUCGCCAUCAUGGACAAGGUCCUCAGCCAGCAGACCGCCCUGCCGCUUUACACGGAACCCAACUUCAAGGGCCUCUCGGAGUAAAGGAUUUUAAGAGGACACAUGGAGACCAAGAUCCAUUCGGGGACUGGAACCGCUGAUGUCAGAGCAUCUGUUCCAGUGUUUUGGUAACUUUCAGACACGGACUAAAGGAGAGACGCUACAGGUCAACAUUUUAACUGAUGCUAUCAUGAACCUUCCCCAGUUGAUUGCUGACAUUAAGACAAUAAUUUGUCGUAUUACAAGCUGUCUGAAAUGUUAUCUUUAAAUAUGAAAUUGGGGCAUUAUCUAAUUUUAAAAUGUGCUAAUUUGCAUUAUUUUGCAGAGCAGAAAUGUGAUUGUUGGAUAAAGCCUGUUUCAAAACUCCUGUUUUCAUUUUGUUGACAUAAGAGUGAAAGUUUUUUUUUACAAGGGUGAUUUUGGAUAUCGCUUCUGUAUCGCUCCGUAAAUCCAGAAAUACUGUCCACAGCAGAUUAGAGACAGCUUCAGACUAGAGAGGGAUGAAUCUGUAAUGCUUACAAGUUUUGUGAGAUGUUAUGAAAAUACAGAAUUAUCUAAUAGUAACGUGCACUUAAUUUAGGAGUCAUCUUCAGAUGCAAAUAAACAAAGUAGUAUAAUAUAAACCACCUGAAUGUUUUUUCUUUCCACUAGUCUGAAAGAAAAAUAGCCCAAAAAGAACAAAGGUUUUGCCUGUACUGUCACACAGAGCGCAGUGAAUUACUACAAGUCUUAAUUUGUAUACACAUCGAUUGGUGAUGUUAGUGUCAGCCUUCGGGAUGGUUUACUAGAACUGAAAAUACCAAAUGGAGCUGCACUGGCCAGCAUGUGCAUUAACACUUUAAAAAAAAUCAAAUUAAGAUUUGAAUGUUCUAUCAAAUCAGUUUCACUCACAUUUAGUCGAUUAUCUGAUGCGUCACACGGAACAAAACAAACGGCAUGAUCCAGUGUUUAUCUCCAGAAUGUAUCGUGUAUGCACAACAAACACGAUGAGUAUACCCUGCUCUGCUCAUUUGUUUUUCUCUUAAUGAAUUAUUCAUUGUUUACGCAUGUCUUCUUCUCUGCUUUUGUUUCCAACAACUGUAAAUCAGCGUAAAUCCAAACAGCAUGAACUGAGUCUUGUGAUUUGAAAAAACAAAAAAUAAACUUCAUAGGUUAA